UGGACUGAGAUCACCUGGCAUUACUUGCGUUCUCGAUCAGACCACCACAUAUAAAGGGCGUCCGGCCCACAACCCCUUACCACCACAACCAUGGCCUCCGCCCUCUUCUUCCUCGACCUCAAGGGCAAGACGCUCCUAGCCCGCAACUACCGCGGAGACAUCCCCAUGUCCAGCGUGGAAAAGUUCCCAAUCCUCCUCUCCGAAGCCGAAGAAGAAUCCUCCUCCGUCCCACCCUGCUUCUCCGACGAAGGCAUCAACUACCUCUACAUCCGACACAACAACCUCUACCUCCUCGCCUUGACAAAACGCAACAGCAAUGCUUCGGAAAUUCUCCUCUUCCUACAUCGAGUGGUGGAGGUGUUCACGGAGUACUUCAAGGAAUUGGAGGAGGAGUCGAUCCGGGACAACUUUGUGGUGAUUUACGAAUUGCUGGAUGAGAUGAUGGACUUUGGAUACCCGCAAACGACAGAGAGCAAGAUCUUACAGGAAUACAUCACGCAAGAGUCGCACAAAUUGGAGGUCAAGGCGUCGGUACCGAUUGCAGUCACGAAUGCUGUGUCAUGGCGAAGUGAAGGUAUUCGGUACCGGAAGAACGAGGUGUUUUUGGAUGUGGUGGAAAGCCUCAAUUUGCUGGUCAGCAGUACAGGGAAUGUGUUGCGGUCGGAGAUCUUGGGUGCUGUCAAAAUGAAGUGUUACUUGUCGGGUAUGCCGGAGUUAAGACUAGGCUUGAACGACAAAGUCAUGUUCGAGACCACUGGGCGAGCGACAAGAGGAAAGGCAGUGGAAAUGGAGGACGUCAAAUUCCACCAAUGCGUGCGAUUAUCACGGUUCGAGAACGACCGAACGAUCUCGUUCAUCCCGCCGGACGGAGAAUUCGAGCUCAUGUCAUACCGACUGAACACACAGGUGAAGCCGUUGAUCUGGGUGGAGUGUAUAGUGGAGAGCCACUCAGGGAGCAGAAUCGAGUACAUGCUCAAGGCAAAAGCACAAUUCAAACGCCGCAGCACAGCCAACAACGUCGAAAUCUCCAUCCCCGUCCCCGACGACGCCGACACCCCCCGUUUCCGCACCAACAUCGGCAGCGUGCACUACGCGCCCGAAACCUCCUCCAUCGUCUGGAAGAUCAAACAGUUCGGCGGACAGAAAGAAUUCCUCAUGCGUGCUGAGCUCAGCUUACCUUCUGUCAAAGGCGACGAAGAGCGCGGUGGUGGAAUGAUGGGAGGGUUCGGAGGUAGCAUGGGUGGCGUGGGCGGUGCGGGGAAGGGGAAGAGGCCGAUUCAGGUCAAGUUUGAGAUUCCGUAUUUCACGACGAGUGGGAUUCAGGUGCGAUAUUUGAAGAUUAUUGAGCCGAAGCUGCAAUACCCUUCACUGCCGUGGGUGCGGUAUAUCACGCAAAGCGGUGAUAUUGCAGUAAGGCUGCCUGAUGUGCAAUGA
Zymoseptoria tritici IPO323 is the source of this 1434-nucleotide messenger RNA. RefSeq lists its product as uncharacterized. Gene Ontology annotation, cellular component: clathrin-coated vesicle; clathrin adaptor complex. Gene Ontology annotation, molecular function: clathrin-cargo adaptor activity. The transcript is spliced from 3 exons. Bases 91 to 1434 code for a protein of 447 amino acids. Gene Ontology annotation, biological process: intracellular protein transport; vesicle-mediated transport. The record is from RefSeq and is a predicted model, not a curated record. NCBI's taxonomy places the organism in Eukaryota, Fungi, Ascomycota, Dothideomycetes, Mycosphaerellales, Mycosphaerellaceae.